Messenger RNA from Oppia nitens, 1048 nucleotides. RefSeq lists its product as uncharacterized. Lineage: Eukaryota; Metazoa; Arthropoda; Arachnida; Sarcoptiformes; Oppiidae. Bases 8 to 1048 code for a protein of 346 amino acids. The transcript has 4 exons. The record is from RefSeq and is a predicted model, not a curated record.
AAAAGUUAUGACUAACAUCAUUAUUAUAUAUUUAGCUUUUAUUAUUUGUAUCAUUGAUACCAGUGAUGGACAGCCUGUGUUUUGUGAGACUUCACAUUUUGAUGGUAUCUAUAACUUUGGCCGACAAUUGACUAUUAGAGCGCAAAUCAAUGAGACGUCUCACUGGACAUGGGUUUACAAUAUGUCUACUAAAACAUUCAGUGACCCACCCGUCAAAAAUGAUGAAUCGAUAAUAACAACCAGUUUUUAUAUACCAAAAGUCCCAAACUGUCAAAACAUAGACUAUAAUUGCCAACUAAUAACAAAAGCAAAGAAUCUUAUGUUUGCAAGAAUUCGGUCGUUAAAGACAUUUGAAGAAUCAAUGAUUAUCUACAAUGUUUCGGAAAAUAUUAAUGACACUAAUUUAGUUGCGGCCAAUAACGAUGACUUGCCGUGGAAUCUGACCAAAACCACUGUAGUUGACAUUUGGCCGCCAGAGUGGUCUACCCUAAAGUCAAGUGAGAGGAUUAGCGUUUAUUUUCCACAAACUUACGAAGUAUUAUAUAUUGUCAUAUAUGGCGACAAUUCUAUGCUAUUGAGGGCAAAGAUAUCUGAUAUCAAUUGGUAUAACAAUAUGAUUCACAAAGAUCUCGGCAAAAAUACUCGUUAUGUCGGUAUGUUUAUACAUAGGGGUAAUCUCUAUGCCAUUGGAGACUACAUCCAUAGUACCGAUUCAUAUAUCUAUUUACUCCAGAGAAACACAAAUCAAUUUUCAACAUUAGAUAAAAUAACUGUACGAAAGUAUUUUAAUUGUCCGGAAUCUACUAUAACCUCAACAACAGAGACACCGGUAAGUGAUGGGUCAACACAGUUAGUGACAACAACACUACCGUCACUAUCAGUCGAUCAAAAGCAGUCUUCAUCGAUGACAACUUUGAUCAUAAUUAUUGUUAUAAUAUUUAUUAUCAUUUUUAUUGGUACAGUGACAAGUCUUAAUCCUAAAUUAGAUGAGUCUAAUCAAACAUAUAGCGAGGAAACUAAGACAAGUCGUUCAUCAAGUUUUUAUUAA